AUGAUAACUGCAGAGGAAGAUUGGUAUCACACGGCCAAGGAUCUACUCGAUCGACCGCAGGAAGCAAUCAAGGUUGUAGUAAAAGAAGUUUUAGCGAAUACAGUAGAAUUAAGUGGAACAGGCGAAAUUCUGAGCAGGCUUAGCGAUAAAUUGCGUAGCUCCUACAUAGUCCCGACGGAAACGAGAUGUGGAUCCGAGUUGGAUUCCAUACCCGCGUUGGACUCAUUGGUUACACGAUUGCCCAGACGCUCACAAUGA
Echinostoma caproni is the source of this 258-nucleotide messenger RNA. The record is from the annotation of a GenBank genome assembly. NCBI's taxonomy places the organism in Eukaryota, Metazoa, Platyhelminthes, Trematoda, Plagiorchiida, Echinostomatidae.